UCUAUGACCUACAUCAAUCUAUGAAUUCAUAGAUAAACACAUGUGGUUAGUUGUCUUAACCUCAACUUUUUAACACUUUCUGUAAUACAGUAAUUUUAAUACUUAAUUAAAAUAAAGACCUAACUGGAACAAUUAAGGAUGCUGGAGACUAUUUCACUUAAGAAGAAAUCACAAAAAAAGGUCACACUUCGUACUGUAAAGAUUAAACAUGGACUGAAGACAGGGAAAAUUAAAUUACUGGAAAAGAUUGUUAAAAGACGCAUGAAAGGAACAGGAAUAGUACUGCUAAAACAUCUACCUCAUGGAUUUUUUGAAAAUGAACUACGCAAAUACUUCUCUCAGUUUGGGGAAGUGCUAAAUGUUGUAUUAUGUAGGUCUAUGAGGACAGGGCAAAGCAAAGGAUAUGCUUUUAUUCAUUUUGCUGAAGAGGAAGUUGCCAAAAUUGCAGCAGAAACCAUGGAUAAUUAUUUAAUGUUUAAAAAGAGAAUGAUUGCUCAAUUUUUAACUCCAUCUGAAGCUCCUUCGAUGAUAUUUAGAAGAAAACCAAUAACUCCCACAAAUAUACCUUUGAAAAGGAUUAGAGAUAAAAUGAAUAAAAGAAAAAAUGCAACACUGACUCAAAGUCAAUAUGAAGAGAAAUGUAAAAAAAAACUUUAUAAAUUACGAAAAGUUACAAAUAAGCUUGCCAAAUUGGGAAUCGAUUACAAUGUAACUGUCCAGAAUGCACCCAAUCUAGAACAGAAUAAGGAAAAAGUAUCUAAGAAAGGCAAAAAUAUUGUUGUUAAAAGUACUGAUAAUGAAAUAGAAAAAACAAAUGUUAAAGGCAAUAAAAAAGACAGGAAAACGAAGUCUCCAACUAUAAGAAAACUAAAUGAAACUGUAAAAACAGGAGAAGCACGUGCAGGUAUGAAGAAUGUAAAUAAAUUGUCUUUAAAGAAUAUACCCAUGAAAUCAAAAUCUCCAAAUAAAGUAGAAAAGACAAAUAAGACACUUGAAAGUAAGACAAAUAAGGAGGAAUUGUCAUUAAAACGUAGUCCCAAGAAGGUGAAGUCUCUAAAUAAAUUGGAACUUAUUGAAACUAAGGCAAAAACAAAGAAAACACCUGAAAGUAAGAAAAAUAAAAAAGAAUUGUCAUUAAAACCUAGCCCCAAGAAACUGAAGUUUCCAAGUAAACUGGAACAUAUUGAAACUAAAGAAAAAACAAAGAAAACACCUGAAAGUAAGAAGAAUGAAAAGCCCUUGUCAUUAGAAAACAGCCCCAGAAAAGACAAGUCUUUAAAUAAAACGAAGCUUAUUCAAAUUAAAGAAAAGACAAAGAAGGCACUCACAAGUAAAAAGAAUGAAAAUAAAAGGUCAUUGAAAACUAUUUCAAAAGCUAAAAAUAAAAUAACAAAAACAAAGAGUCAGAAAAAGGAUGUAAAGAAAUUAAAAUCAGCUUUGGAGCAAUAUAUGGUAGAAAAUGUUGGUAAAUUCAAGCCUACACUUAGAAGUCAAACUGCAAAAAAGAAAUAAAAAUCAGUUGUAUUUUAAUAAUGUUAAGAGACUUAAAAUGAAUUGUAAUUACAAACAUUUGCAAAGUCAUUAUUUUAUUGUGAUUGUUCAUAAAUUCAAUAAAUAAUUUUAAUAUA
Agrilus planipennis (emerald ash borer) is the source of this 1628-nucleotide messenger RNA. RefSeq names its product MKI67 FHA domain-interacting nucleolar phosphoprotein-like. Gene Ontology annotation, biological process: maturation of LSU-rRNA from tricistronic rRNA transcript (SSU-rRNA, 5.8S rRNA, LSU-rRNA). The coding region runs from base 139 to 1512 and encodes 457 amino acids. Gene Ontology annotation, cellular component: nucleolus. Lineage: Eukaryota; Metazoa; Arthropoda; Insecta; Coleoptera; Buprestidae. The transcript has 3 exons. The record is from RefSeq and is a predicted model, not a curated record. Gene Ontology annotation, molecular function: RNA binding.